Messenger RNA from Momordica charantia (bitter melon), 1423 nucleotides. RefSeq names its product NAC domain-containing protein 40. NCBI's taxonomy places the organism in Eukaryota, Viridiplantae, Streptophyta, Magnoliopsida, Cucurbitales, Cucurbitaceae. The record is from RefSeq and is a predicted model, not a curated record. Gene Ontology annotation, molecular function: DNA binding. Gene Ontology annotation, biological process: regulation of DNA-templated transcription.
GAAGUGUAGAACGUGAGGUUUAGGCUGAGCGGAAUCCGAAUACUGGAGCAAGAAGUUUUCUUUCCUGCUUCCGAAGCCUUAAAGAAACGAAUUCUAAUGUAAAUACACUUUGUCCCAUCUAAAGCAGUUUUGUGUUCACGGUUCAACCAACACAACAGAACAGAAAGAAAAGAGAAAAAAAAUGGGAGGAGUUUCGAAGGAGGCAGAGAUGUCAAUGGCGGCUCUUUCGAUGUUUCCGGGCUUCAGAUUUUCCCCCAAAGACGAAGAGUUGAUCUUAUUUUACCUUAAGAAGAAGCUGGAAGGCUCCGACAACAGCGUCGAUGUCAUUUCCGAGAUCGAGAUCUGUAAAUUCGAGCCAUGGGACUUGCCCGAGAAAUCGAGAAUCCCUUCAGAAAACGAGUGGUUCUUCUUCUCUCCGAGGGGGAGAAAGUACCCAAACGGAACGCAAAACAAGAGGGCCACUGAAUUGGGGUACUGGAAAGCCACCGGAAAAGAGCGAAACGUGAAGUCUGGCGGUGAAAUUAUCGGUACCAAGAGAACUCUGGUGUUCCAUUUAGGGCGUGCUCCAACAGGGGAGAGAACAGAGUGGAUUAUGCACGAAUAUUGCUUAAAUGACAAAUCUCAGGAUUCUAUGGUGGUUUGCCGGCUCCGGAAGAACAACGAUUUUCGCCGUAGCAACACAGAUCAGAAGGCCAGUUCGAGUAGACGGCAGGUCUCCGGCGACGGCGACGACCAGAAGGUGGGGGCCGGGGCCGGGGUUGAAAGUGACAGGUUUUCCAAGAACUGCAGCAGCAGCUUCGAUUCUCACUCGCUGGAACAAUUUGAUUCUGCCAUCGAAUCCAAUCAGAAACAGACCUCCGAUCCGGCGCUUCAAGAAUCCCUCAGUCGUGAUGAGGAUUAUGGUGGAACUGGAGAGGAAGAGUUGUAUGCGGAUCUCUUGAAUGACGACAUAGUUACAUUGGAUGAUAGUUUACUGUGUAAAACAAAAACUCAUAAUCCAAGCCCCGUAAUUAUGAACUUCUCCCAAUCGGAGACCUACGCCCGCCCGCGCCCACCCACACAAACCGCCGUGCCGGAGGUGGAGGCGCUGCCAUGUCAAGGCAGAAGAAUGAAAGUGAAGAAGCAAGAGCAGAUUGACAUUGGGGUUGUAAUCUUUGUUGUCAUAAUAUUUGUGAUCUGUCUACAUGUUAUAUCUUGGUGGUGGUAGGGUAGCUCUCCAGACUCUCGAUCGGAUUGGGAUCCAUUGAAUUGUAAAUUGCUAAAUUCUAAUUAAUAAUUACCAUCACUCAUACUUACAAUGGAUUUAUCUGAUUGUAAGUUGAUUCUCGAUUUCCAUUCCGAUCCAUGGAAUGCUAAAUCCCCACAAAUCCAUAGAAAAAGGUAAAGGAAGGUCAUCUAUACACUACAGAAUCCUACUAUUCGU